This is a messenger RNA of Lepisosteus oculatus (spotted gar), 6158 nucleotides long. NCBI's taxonomy places the organism in Eukaryota, Metazoa, Chordata, Actinopteri, Semionotiformes, Lepisosteidae. The record is from RefSeq and is a predicted model, not a curated record.
UGGAAGUGCGUGUCAUUAGCCAGCAGAUUUUUUGGACUGAGAAGGAAGAAUAGAGGUUGGGAUGCAAUGGUGUGUCCAAUUCAUGAGAAUGGAAACCGUGGAAAGCGAUUCCUAAAGCUUUAAUAUCCAAAUGUCGACACCACUUGUGUUUUUUCCAAAAGAAGAAAAAAAUCAGUUGUCAGAUCGAUUAGAAAAGAGCAGCUUGUUGAUGCAAGAGACAGACCCUGUGUAUUCCUCUGCCGCCUGUUCCUGGGUUUGAUCUAGGGUGGACAUCUCCGCUGAAGUAAAAGCUGAGGGAACUGUCCCUAGGAAAAAGUAAGAACACCCACUUCUUGGUGUUGGAAGGAACCUGGGCUUUAGUGGGUUGGAAGUACAAGCAGGAGCCAUGGAGACUGCUGAGUCCGAGAUGAGCAUCAUACCCAAUGGAAAGCACUGCGAGGACAUGACCAUGCCAGUCAAAAUGCUGCCGGAGGACGACCAUCCCCGCAGGUUUGAAGAUGCAGAAGGGAAUUUAGCAGAGAGUGAGGAGUUCCUCCCCAGCACCGAGGGCAAAAAGCCAACCCGCUUCACCGAUUUUGAUGGAAAGACCUCCUUUGGCAUGUCUGUCUUCAACCUGGGGAAUGCCAUCAUGGGCAGUGGGAUCCUGGGGCUGGCAUACGCUAUGGCCAACACUGGCAUUGUCCUGUUCCUUUUUCUUCUCACGGGCGUGGCAGCUCUGUCCUCCUAUUCCAUUCAUUUGCUGCUGAAGUCUUCAGGUGUUGUGGGGAUACGGGCCUAUGAGCAGCUUGGGUUCAAGGCCUUUGGCACACCAGGCAAGCUGGCAGCUGGGAUUGCCAUCACCUUACAGAACAUUGGAGCUAUGUCCAGUUACCUGUACAUUGUCAAAUAUGAGUUCCCUCUUGUCAUCCAGGCCUUUCUGAAAUCCAGCACCUCAUCUGAGGAGUGGUACGUGAAUGGCAACUACCUGGUCAUCCUGGUGUCUGUCUGUGUCAUCCUGCCUCUGGCUCUCAUGAAGCAGCUAGGCUACCUGGGCUACACCAGUGGGUUCUCACUAAGCUGUAUGGUGUUUUUUCUCAUUGUGGUCAUCUAUAAGAAGUUCCAGAUACCGUGCCCCUUUUAUGACUAUAAACAUAACGCCACAGAGGUUUUUAACACAAGCACAAGUCUGGAUCACUCCAGUGGCUACCUGAAUGGCCACAGUCAAGAGACAGUAGAGCAUGACUGCAGCCCUCGUAUGUUCACCCUCAACUCCCAGACGGCCUAUACCAUACCAAUCCUGGCGUUUGCCUUUGUGUGCCACCCAGAGGUUCUGCCUAUCUACACUGAACUUCGCAACCCCAGCAAGAGGAAAAUGCAGCGCGUCUCUAACAUCUCCAUUGCUGUCAUGUACACCAUGUACUUCCUAGCAGCUCUAUUCGGAUACCUGACUUUCUAUGGUAAUGUGGAAGCUGAGCUGCUGCACACCUACAGCCGCAUUGACCCCUAUGACACGCUGAUUCUGUGUGUGAGGCUGGCUGUGCUCACUGCCGUCACUCUAACUGUGCCUAUCGUCCUGUUCCCGGUGCGGCGAGCUAUUCAGCAGAUGCUGUUUCCCAACAAGACCUUUAACUGGCUGCGCCACGUCAUCAUUGCCGUGUGCCUGCUCACGCUCAUCAACAUGCUCGUCAUAUUUGCACCCAACAUCCUCGGCAUCUUUGGGAUCAUUGGCGCAACAUCUGCUCCCUGCCUCAUAUUCAUCUUCCCUGCUGUCUUCUACAUCCGCAUCGUUCCAAAGGACGAGGAGCCUAUGCGAUCCACUCCCAAGAUCCUGGCUGCCUGUUUUGCCGGGUUGGGAGUCCUCUUUAUGAUAAUGAGCCUGAGUUUCAUCAUUAUUGACUGGACAACAGGGAGCAACAGUGCUGGUGGUGGCCAUUAGGCCCCACCCCUGUUUGUGGGGAGUUAAGAAUUAUUGCUGUUUUGUCACUGUUUAGAGGAUGCACCAUCUCUUCGGAUAGGAAAUAUCAACCAGGGCUGGACUUUUUCAAGCUUUCCUCAGCUGUUGAAAGAUCCAGCACACAGUGUACAGUUAAUUAUUGUCCUGUGCCUGGACAGAUGGGUUAAAGUCAACACAUGAGAACCACCAUACCUCAGUGAAGGGCCUUCGGUUGAUUAGCCCGAUCCAUGACUUGAACUUGUUAGAAAUCCUUAAUUAUAUUAAUUCUUUAUUUACUUCAUGAAAACCUCCCUUCUUAGUCCAUUGCCUUUAAGUUCACAAGAAUUAAUUGAUGUGAUUUGGCAGAGAGGAUAGCAGAUCUACAGUUUAGUUCCUCUGGGAAAUUGAUAUGUGGAAUCCUAAAACAUUAUUUUUUGCUUGCUUUUCUGUUUUUUCAUGUUAAAGUGAGAAACAAAAAUUAAAAGAGAGAUUCGUUGAUUUGGGAAGGUAGUGAUUACCAUUUAAAUUCAGAAGCUAGGUAAAGUUGUACAGUAUACCAAGGAACAAACAAUGGUUAUUUCUACACUGUAAAGCAGAAAAAAGAAAGACAACAUUUCAUCUGUUGAGCCUCUUCAGAUAGUAGUUUGAAAAUCGUGCGUAGCUCUGUGAAUUCUCAAAUGAGAAAAACUUCCAGCACAGAAACUAGAACAGAAAUUAAAAAAGACACUCACUGGAACAUUUCAGUGGUUUUAGUUUUCUAUUUUUAAUUGCCAACGAUUUAAUCAUUUCUGAUACACAUGUGACGACAUCUAAACUCCUUGCAAAUACUUGCUAGGAGCUGAGGUAAACGCAAUAAAGCCAACAGUGGUUUUAACAUUGGAAGAUCUAUGGUGCCAUUGUAGCAAUUCCAAAGGUAACCCUGCCUGAAGAUACAGAGUAAAGCUGAGACUGAACAGACAUUCAGAAAAGGGAUAGUGCAUCCUUGCAAACAUGACGGAAGUAGACAUUCAAGCUGGCUUGCUGAAAUUGCAACCUUUCUCCCCGGUAGCCCUUAAUUACCCUGAACUAACCUUUUUCCUAACCCCUGAACCUUGUGAACUACAGCUAGUACUGUACAGAGGCAAAGAAAGAGCACAGUUAAGUUUUGUAAUACCAGAGCAUACACUACAAAUGUUAGGAGUGUAGAGUGUUAUUUAGUAUUUUUAUAUAAAGGCUAUAAUGAUAAGUUAUUUUGUAAGUAGGACUGGGGAAAUAUAAUGUGCAAUAGAAAAGAAAUGGGCAGUCAAUUGUACUGGAGCAAUAUCUGUGGCAUUCCAGGUACUCUAUUCAUCUGCUUCCUAGACUGCCAUUCUAUUUUCAGAAAACAUGAACAAGGUCAUAAAUGAAUGUUUGGCCCAUGUUGCUCAUUUAGGUGAUAAUGGCUUAUCCUUCUUCCUGGAGUACAUUGUCAUUUAUUCAUUUUGUGUGUUUUCAGCACAAGAAAACAAAGAGUUUUGAGCUUUGCCAUAGGUGUAGCAAGCACAUUUUGUGGCAGCUCGGUCUCAUUUUUGUGCCAUAUUUGUGGUUUGGACUGUGGCGCAGUGGUUAACAUUUCUGCUUCGGCACUGAGGUGGCGGGUGGAUGUUCUUCCUGUGUUUCUUCGCAUGCUCUGUUUUCCUCCUGCAGCCCAAAGACAUACAGUUAAUUAGCUUCUGGGAAAACUGGCCCUGGUGUGAGUGUGUGUCUGUCUGAUGACUUGACUUGGCAAUGAAACUAAAACAUUUGAUCAAACAAAGUAUAUACUCUGAACUGUCUCAUCAUUGUGGGCCUUUGGUGUAAGCUACUCUAGUGAGUAAGGUCUGUCAAAACAAAAGAAAAAAUAAUUUUGAAUUAGCUAUUAAUGGUUAAAUAAGAGCAAUACUAUAUAAGGAAAAGAUGAAUUUUGCAAAUGGCUUUUAGACUUACAUUUUACUUAGGGGAAAUAUCUCAUUUCAACAGGUGUUGAAAUUCAAGGUUGUCUCAUGUUUGAUGUAUCCAGUAUAGACUAUAAUUAAGAUGACUUAGUGUUGAGAUAUUUCAGAUAUUAUAUAUUAUAUACGUUUAUUAUUAAAUCCAGGAAAAUUACAUUAGUGUUACAUACAAACAGUGAAUCAAACAGUAUAUAUCAGGAAAGAGGUAAAAAAUGCUAGAAGCUUCAUUUCAUAAUUACAAUCCAGUGAAGUAAAACAAAGCUUCUUUUAAGUGUCCUUUGGAUACUUGUAUUCAAACUGCCAUUUCAUAUUUUAAAUAAUUUUUAGUAUUGAGUAUUAAUCGGUUAUACAUUUAAAAUGUGUACUAUAUUAAUUGCAAAUCUUUGCAGUGUUGAACAAAUAUUGCACACAUGUAAAUCAUUUUAUACUUUGUAUUUAAAGCUAUCUGUCAGGUUUGAUGGACAAUAUUUCUCAGAUUUUAAUGCUUGUAAAAAUUGAAAUGCUUCUCAAAAAACAAGUUACAUUUCUCAGACACUAUAUGAUAGACCAUCUCUGUUUUGGCUUAGGAGCUGAGAAGCUAGCUUUCUUCGCCGAGCUAGAUAUAUUUGCUUGAAAACAAAAUGAAAUCUGAAAAAUGUGAAACUUAGUAGUUUUUAGUAGUUUUAUUUUUAAUCAGCAGAAAAGAAAUGGUUAGGAAGGACAGGCUUUGUCUUCUUAGAGCAAAACUGAACUAGUGCCAUAUUCAGGAAAUGAACGCAAACUUCUCAGAAACAAGUUUUUUUUUUCAUUUUUGGUGCAGCAACACUGAAGACAGAAUGUUGAAACAUUUCUUACACACCAUUUUCUUAUUGCUGUAUUAUUCAAACCAAGUGGUUAUAUUAUUUAAGGUUUAUAUUAUUAUUAUACUGUAAUAAUAUAUAUUAUUGGUGUAUAACUCUACAUUAUAAAGUUACAUAAAGAAGGGUAUCCUGUCCUCAGUCUCCUUCUGUUUUCCAUUGUUAUUGUUUUAUCUGAACUAUUGUUUUAUCUGAACUCACCUGCCAGAGCUCUGCUUAUAUUUAACCCCAGUCCUACUUAAGAAAAUUGUUGUGUUAUUGUUGUUUUUAUUGUAUUUUAUUGAUUUCCACAUUUGUGGAUGUUUUAGUUUAUAAUGUACAGUAGUUGAUUUUCGUAAUUUAUAGAGGUGGGUGUGUCUGAGAGUUUCACCGCAUUUCAAAGUGCGUUCUUGUGAACUGCAAAAGUUGUGGUUCACCUAAACAAGCAUGCCCUUUCACCAGCUUGCAAGUCCCAUUUUAGGAAGAACACGUUCACAACUGGACAUUGGUUUUAAUGGUGAAACCCUACAGUAUAUCCUUUGUUACAGAGCAGUGACUGGCGUACAGUAACUGAAUGCUUAUACUAGUCUUUUCUGUCAGUCUUUCAGUCUGGUCUCUACAGCACCAUCCUUUUUUACUUUAACUGGCACUUAUUUCAAAUUAUGUCACGUCAGUGUUCAAGUAUCACGUCGAAAUAUACCAUGAUACUUUUUCAAAAUCCUAAUUUUCAACAAAAUAUAUACAAUUUCCUCAUCUACAUACUAGUUUAUUUCAUAUUCAUGUUACAGGAGGAUGGUGAAUUGAUGUUAUUCUCCUGUACUGUAACCUAAACUUGUACUGGCUUCCUAACAAGGGGAUAAGGAAUGUUUAUUACUUAUGGUUAACAAGUUUAAUCCCAGGCUGUUUAAUAUGCCAUCUAUUAGAACUAUCAUUGUCCACAACAGACUGUCAGCUAUUUAUUAAUUGAUGCAAGCAAUGAUUGAUGUCAUGGUUGAAGAGCUGGUUAAAGCCUAAGUCUGGAAAGGGAAUUGAUAGAAAGGACUAGCUGACUUGAUAUCUGAGAAUCAAUGUGAACAAUUUGGCAUGUUUUUAUGUCAUGAUAUGAGCGGUAGUGUGCAAAAAAAGUCCAUGUAAAAAUGUAAGAUUGUGUUGCCAGACACAUACUGUACCAUGUUAAAGAACCAGGGCAGACUUUGUUAAAACUGAUUGCCAAAUGUUGCCUGGGUAACUGGGUACUCUCACAAAAACUCUUGUUUUCUUAUUGUAUUUUUGGUCUACUACUAAAAUAAUGAAAUGGCAAUGAGUGAAUAACAAUAUGUAUGAAUUUUGGGCUUACAUGUCAGCAUUUAUAAAUAAUGUAUAUAUUUAAUAAAAAAGUAAACCCUUUAUAUUCUUGAUGCAUAUCUAGUUUGUAUAGUGUAAAUAGACAGCAGGGACAGUUUUAGUUUGACAAUAAAAUAAAAGUAGUGAUUUUUAAAAGUG